Messenger RNA from Histoplasma capsulatum G186AR, 906 nucleotides. RefSeq lists its product as uncharacterized. The coding region runs from base 1 to 906 and encodes 301 amino acids. NCBI's taxonomy places the organism in Eukaryota, Fungi, Ascomycota, Eurotiomycetes, Onygenales, Ajellomycetaceae. The transcript has a single exon. The record is from RefSeq and is a predicted model, not a curated record.
AUGCCUCCCACUAUUCGCAGUACCUCUGCAGUGCAAAUUCCACCAACUCCAGGAACCCACGAACCGGAUGCAAGAUCUUCGUGUGAUAAAUCCCCACCUGUAAAAACUGCUGUCGUCGAAGACGUGGUAGAUGAUGUCCUAGCAGAAUACAAUGCAGCCCUUGCGGCAGACCCAUCUCUGCGAUCAGCUGCACCAGACCCUGAAUGGGAAGACUAUGAAUCGAUUCUGGCCAAGAACCCUGAACUCAUGGCUCCUGCCGUGGCCGAUAGACCAAAGACGUUCUUCGUAUCCAAAAAUAAAUGGGAAUGCAACCACGAGGGUCCUGAGAUGCCAACUGACAUUGAAAAUGAGACAGCUGCUGACGGCGAAGAUGAGGGGCCUGCUACUCUUGUAAAUGAAUGUCGAGGUUUGUGUCCCAGCUGCCUAGAUCCAAACACCAACCCAGCUCUGAAAAACGAAACCAUCAUCGACGGGAAAGUGUUCUAUAUAUCCAAGAAUAAGUGGGAGUGUGGCCAUGAGGGUGAUGAGACUCGAACGGAUAUUGAGAAAGAUCCCUUGGAUAUCCAAUCUAAUAAACCUUCCGUUCUCAUCAGCGAGGUGAGAGGCAUCUGCCCUACAUGCAUGGACAGGUGGCAUAAGUUGGAAACUAGGGAUGUGGAUGGAGGAGCCGAGGAUGAUGGCCCCGCUUCUUGCCCUAGCAGCCCCCCAACGUACGACGAAGCUUUAGAGGCCGACACCCAAUAUGAUGACCAGAAUGGUGACGAGGAAGAGGCAGAUCGUUUGAUUGCCCACGUCGGGUUGUUGGAUCUAGACGAUGGUCCAACCAAAGGUAGAACUAUUGAGCGUGAUCUUGCUGCAACUGAGGUCGACGGCGUAGACUCCACAACUAGUGGAACGGCGUCUUAA